AUGGAAGUCCAGGCAGUUUUUUUCGGAACGUUUGCAGGGGUUCUUCUUCUGAACUUUCAUGUUCUUGUGAAUAAGUCUGACCUCAAGAAGGGUGGUGCCUUGUUGUGGAGCUUACUGUGGCGCGCCAUUUCUCCCACGGUCUUGGAGGAGGAGAUACAGAAACAGCGAGUGGAAGAUGAACUUCACAAAAUGCGGUUGUGGGUCUUCACGCAGAAAAACAGCUUUGCGAUUCACAUUGACUUGUUUAUGAUCCUGCGCAUGUGCUGGAAGAUUGUGCACCAGUUUGAGGAAGUCACCAUCUUUGAUGCCUGUGAGAGUGCGGCUCCCUAUAUGUUCUUCACCUUUUUUCAUAGUCUCCAGAUGAUUGAGAUGAAGCAUAUGUGGAGGGUCUAUCAACUCACCGUGUUGAGUACACACACGUUGUUGGCAUUUUUCAGGCCCAGUGAGGUCGGCAUUGACACUGGAGCAAAAUAUCAGGUGGUGUCAUUGAUUGCACUUUCCUCAUCCAUGCUGGAUUCUCGAGUGUCACUACCUUUUUGCUGUCUGGAGGGGCUGGUAAAUGUUUACAAGGCUUGGAAAUCUUAUGGUGACGCUGCGAGCUACACUUCCCUACUGCUGGAUGAAGUGGCCAUUUGCGGACUUAGUUGCAUUUUAGUAGUUGUGAUCGAACGCCUUGCUAAGCUACACAUUGAGAGUCGGCUGGAAUCUGGAGACUAUUCAUGCAGGCUGACUGGCUUUCGGUCUGUGCUGCGAGGAGUGUCUGAUGGAGAUAUCUUGCUUGCCAACAAGACUUUGGUUGAUAUGACCUUCCACAAAAGAAGUUUUUCCCGGGACCAAUUUUCUCCAUUUCCGGGCGACGAGCGCUCUCGGCUUUCGACUUUCUCUCCGAUGCCCAGCCGGCGUGGCGGACACCGCCUGUAG
This is a messenger RNA of Cladocopium goreaui, 921 nucleotides long. Lineage: Eukaryota; Dinophyceae; Suessiales; Symbiodiniaceae. The record is from the annotation of a GenBank genome assembly.